Linum tenue is the source of this 2381-nucleotide messenger RNA. The record is from the annotation of a GenBank genome assembly. NCBI's taxonomy places the organism in Eukaryota, Viridiplantae, Streptophyta, Magnoliopsida, Malpighiales, Linaceae.
UUAGUUUUUGCAAAAUCAUAGCGUAUGCAAUCUAAUCGGAAAAUUUGUCUAACGAUUUGGCAUUAAAUGGUUGAACAACAUUUAAAUUAUACUUUAAAUACAAUAUAUGUUGUCACUAAUUUUUCCAAUAUAAUCUCUGAUAUAUUUUUACAAUCCUUGAGGCUACCAAUACUAAAUGUGUGAAAAUCUAUUUGCCAAAGUAAGAGCCAGAAAAAGCUCCAGAAAUGGCAGUCUGCUUAAUUGAAGCCUCUGAUUCUGUCUCCCGUCGUUUCCAGUUCGAACUCGACGGUUACCUCUCCGUGAGUGCUCCCUUUUUCCCGUUUUAUGAUGUUCUCUUAAAAUUCCCUAUAGCUAAAGUCUCUGGUGCAGUUUCGCAAACACUUGGCAUGCGCAGUCGUUCUACCUGCAGUCUUAUCCAUAACCAAUCGUGCCUUGCGUGAAUAACUGCAAUGUAGCUUUUGUUUCUUGCGUUUGAAUUCUGUUCAAAGGAAAAAGUCAUGGUGCACCUGCAUUUUCUUGCUAAGCGCAAAUGAACUAUGGAAGUUAUGCAUGAACGUAAUGCUAAUAACUUCCCACUAGAUUAGCAGUUGUUAAAAACCCUAGAUGUUGUCGGAGUAAAGGAUCAUCACAAGGUUGUUCUAGUGCGUUGUAGUUUCUUAUCCAAGACUUGUAUCAUUGGAUGAUACCAUGUGAAUCGCUAGAAAUAGGUACUCUAUGGCUAACCCAAUAACGAGAGCUUCACAAGGGGACUAGAGCAGGCUACAAUGGACGCUAGAUGAAUAGUAAAUAUGCUUGGAAUUAGAGAUGUCCAGAGCAUCCCUUUGGCAAGGGUUGCGACUUACACCAGCUCAGGAAACUGCCGUGAGUUGGAUAUUAAAGGAUGGGAUGCAACAUGUAGGAAAGCUAAUAUGUAGCGAUUUUGGGUGCUAGAAUGGACUCUGAGCCAUAACGUUGGAGAAUACUGGCUGAUCUGCUGUAUGAUUUGGGCAGCGGAUUGGAAGUUCUUUCUCCAUUGUGCCCUAGUCUCUUUCUUGAGGUGGCUGGCCUUGGCAAUUUUACUAAGAAGCACAUGUAAAGCAAGCAGAGAGAUACGAAACAGAGAGCACAUCCUUCCUUGUAUUGCUCUGCUCUGCUCUUCUCUGCUCUGCUCUGUGUUGUGAAGGUGGUGAAGCAAGCUAGGGAGAGCGAAGAUGGUUCGAGCGCCAUGCUGCGAGAAGAUGGGGCUGAAGAAGGGGCCAUGGAGCGGAGAGGAAGACCAGAUUCUGGUCAAUUACAUUCACCUCCACGGCCACGGCAACUGGCGCGCCCUCCCCAAGCUCGCCGGGCUGUUGAGGUGCGGCAAGAGCUGCAGGCUCCGGUGGACCAAUUACUUGAGGCCGGACAUCAAACGCGGCAACUUCUCCCUUCAAGAGGAACACACCAUCCUUGAACUGCACAACCUCUUGGGCAACAGAUGGUCGACGAUAGCGGCAAAAUUACCUGGCCGAACGGACAACGAGAUUAAAAAUGUGUGGCACACUCACUUGAAGAAGAGGGCCGCCGCCAACCACGACGACAGCAAUAAUAAUAAUAAUCAUCAACAACAACAGCCUACUACUAAGAAGCGACGAUCCGCCUCCAAAAAAUCCAAGACCGCCAGCGUUAAGGACGGUCAACAAACCAAACCGCCGGCGGCGGCGGAGGAGGCAGAGGCGAAGGAGGAAUUAAAGCCAUCAUCUCCAGGCGUGGCUCCUCCGCCUGCUUCGCUGCUGCGGCAGUACUCCAGCGACGACGUGUCCUCCCUGACGACGGGGGACAACGGUGGGGCCCAAAGCAACGACGCGAAGCCCGAUGAUUUUUCUUCCACGGAGGAGAUGGACGAGAGUUUUUGGUCGGAGGUUCUGUCGGCGGACAGCUCUACCUCGACCGACCACGAUUUCCCGGCGGCGGAACUUGGAUCCGGGUUAUACGAUGAUCCGUUGGCUUCGUUUGUGAGUAGUGAGGGUGAUGGGCCGGGAAGUGGUGAGGAGGCGGCGGCGGCGGCGGCGGCGGCAGGCCUGGCCCACUCGAUUGUGGACUAUACUAGCAUGGACUUUUGGUACAACCUUUUGACCGGUGACAACAAUAAGGAGUUAUCUGAACUCCCACCCAUUUGAGAUAUCUUUUGUUUGUUUUUUCUUCUUCUUAGACUUUAGGGAGGAAGGGAGGGUAUGAUUAGUGUUUAGUGAGUUCUUCCCUUUCUUGGGGCCGGUCGCGAUCCCGAUCUGAUCAUGUUUGAUUUUACGUUUUUUUAGGUUCGAUCAGUUCUCAGUUGUGAUUUUGAUGUUUAAUUUGUCGACAAAUAAUUCAAGAGUAACAAAAGGUGAACCAUCUGAAGGAUAAAUUUACAAACUUUUAACAAA